UAGUCCAGUGGUCAGAGGAAUCAGAUCAGUCAGUGACAGAUAACUGUGAGUAGAGAUUUAUUCUGACUAACCUGAAGAUCAUUUCAACAUGAUUUGGUUUGUUUUGUUGUUCUGUGGCUUGGCUUUGGCUCAGGAUGAGACUACUGGUUUAAGCUUUUCUGAUUCAGGGCGAUGUAGGACUGACAUGUGUGAUCUCGUGAAAAAGGUUAAUCUCAUGUCUGAAACACUUGACGUUAUGAAAAUCAGAAUGAAUGACAGUGAAACCAAACUGAGGGAGAGUGAAGAAAAGCUUAAGGAGACUGAAAUCAUGCUGCAGAUGAGUGAAACAAAACACCAGGCAACUGAAUCCAGGCUACAGGCCAGUGAAACCAAACUCCAGGCAACUGAGUCCAGGCUACAGGCCAGUGAAACCAAACUCCAGGCAACUGAGUCCAGGCUACAGGCCAGUGAAUCUCAGCUACGGAACAGUGAAAAUCAGAUUCGUGGACUGAUGAACAAAGAAACAACCAGAGUGGCCUUCAGUGCAGCACUGGGAGGAAGCGGAGAAAACUUUGGACCUUUUAACACCGAAAUAACUUUAAUCUACAAAACAGUGAUAACAAACAUCGGGAGCGCCUACAGUUCAGCCACAGGUAUCUUCACCGCUCCUGUGGCAGGUGUUUAUUACUUCACCUUCUUUUAUAACACUGAGAAGAACCAAAAAGCUAACCUGAAGCUCUACAAGAACUCAGAGAGGAUUGUCUCGGCUUAUGAGAUCAGUUCAGACACUGACAGAGAUGAUACAGGAGGAAACGCUGUGUUUCUGCGGCUGUAUCAGGGAGACCAGGUGUAUGUGAGAAUGGGCGACGAUGCACACGUUUAUGGAAACGACUACUAUACAACUUUUAGUGGUUUUUUGGUCUCUCAAAUGUGAGAUUGGACACUGAUCCAAUCUAUCAUCAUUCUGUUUGAUGAGAGUACUUAGUUGAUUAUAAUAUAGAAAGUUUUACAUGAAGAUUAGCAGUAAUAUCACCUCUUUAUUCUCUGUGAUGCUGAAGUCUGAUGUGAAGUCAACAGGAUAUUUUGAAAGAAAUAAAAAUGUAAAAACUGCUCAAACAACAACAGCUCCUCUGUACCUUAAUCUUACCUGACCCUCCCCACAGGAUUAACCAUGUCCAUGUUUUCUUUGCAUUUAAAUGUUUUUGUCUUCAGUAAAACCUGAUUAAUAUUGUUCAUACACUGAUUUAGCAUUGAUAUUCCAAGAUGACAACAUGAGACUAACUCUGGGAUUGUCAAUCUUUCCAUCAUGUUCACCUUUCAAUAAAGUUUACUUCAAAUUCUC
Cheilinus undulatus (humphead wrasse) is the source of this 1321-nucleotide messenger RNA. RefSeq names its product complement C1q-like protein 3. The transcript has 3 exons. Lineage: Eukaryota; Metazoa; Chordata; Actinopteri; Labriformes; Labridae. Bases 89 to 913 code for a protein of 274 amino acids. The record is from RefSeq and is a predicted model, not a curated record. Gene Ontology annotation, molecular function: protein binding.